Messenger RNA from Solanum pennellii, 417 nucleotides. RefSeq lists its product as uncharacterized. NCBI's taxonomy places the organism in Eukaryota, Viridiplantae, Streptophyta, Magnoliopsida, Solanales, Solanaceae. The record is from RefSeq and is a predicted model, not a curated record. The transcript is spliced from 2 exons. Bases 1 to 417 code for a protein of 138 amino acids.
AUGAUUCAACAUCCAGAUACUGAUUAUAUUGAUUCUCUGGAUAUAGAGAUAAAGGAGCAGCCAGUUCAUUGUUCCCACGUUGAAAAUGAACUAGACGGUUUGCCAUGGUAUUUUGAUAUAAAGAAGUACUUAGAAACCAAAAAUUAUCCUGAUGAUGUAACAUCCAACCAGAAGAAGUUGAUACACCGUAUGUCUCUCAACUUCUUUCUAAGUGGAGAAGUCCUUUACAGGAGGACUCCAGAUUUAGAUCUUCUCAGAUGUAUCGAUGUUAUUGAAGCUGCGAAGCUUAUUGAACAAAUACAUGCUGGAGUUUGUGAUGAAAUGCAGACUGAGCUUCACCUGUGUACCCAAGCUCUAUUUGAAAGAUCUCCAAAAGUGAUAAGUGAACUGGGAUCCCCUAUCCGAAAGGAUAGAUAA